AUGCUGGACAACGUCGACCACAUUGUGCUGGUGCUGUCGGGCAAAGGCGGCGUGGGGAAGUCGUCCGUGACCACGCAGCUGGCGCUCACGCUCGUCCGCCAGGGCUACAAGGUCGGCGUGCUGGACAUCGACUUGACAGGCCCGUCGAUGCCCCGGAUGUUUGGCAUAGAGGAGGGCAAAAUCCACCAGUCGUCGAACGGCUGGGUGCCCGUGUACUACGACGACUCCAAGAGGCUGGCUGUGAUGUCGCUCGGGUUUUUACUGGGCGACAGGGGCAACAGCGUUGUGUGGAGGGGCCCCAAAAAGACCGGCAUGAUCCGCCAGUUUAUCAAGGACGUUCGAUGGGAGCAUCUGGACUACCUGCUGGUGGACACGCCGCCGGGCACCUCUGACGAGCACAUUGCGAUUGCGGAGGAGUUGAGGUACUGCAAUAACGUGGACGGCGCCGUUGUCGUGACGACGCCGCAGCUGGUGUCUAUCAACGACGUGAAAAAGGAGCUGAAUUUCUGCCAGAAAGUGAAUUUCAAGGUGCUGGGGCUGGUGGAGAACAUGUCAGGAGAGACAGAACGAGUGGAAAGAGCGCGGGGACCUGAUUACGCUGUACGGCGAAAGCACGCUGAGCGGCAUGUUUGA
Messenger RNA from Ogataea haglerorum, 633 nucleotides. RefSeq lists its product as uncharacterized. The coding region runs from base 1 to 633 and encodes 210 amino acids. NCBI's taxonomy places the organism in Eukaryota, Fungi, Ascomycota, Pichiomycetes, Pichiales, Pichiaceae. The transcript is spliced from 2 exons. The record is from RefSeq and is a predicted model, not a curated record. Gene Ontology annotation, biological process: iron-sulfur cluster assembly. Gene Ontology annotation, molecular function: ATP-dependent FeS chaperone activity; ATP binding; iron-sulfur cluster binding. Gene Ontology annotation, cellular component: cytosol.